This is a messenger RNA of Erinaceus europaeus (western European hedgehog), 1768 nucleotides long. It is a transcript of the gene SLC67A1, whose product is annotated as solute carrier family 22 member 18. Gene Ontology annotation, biological process: transmembrane transport. Gene Ontology annotation, molecular function: transmembrane transporter activity. The record is from RefSeq and is a predicted model, not a curated record. The transcript is spliced from 10 exons. Lineage: Eukaryota; Metazoa; Chordata; Mammalia; Eulipotyphla; Erinaceidae. Bases 1 to 1374 code for a protein of 457 amino acids.
AUGCAGGCGGGUCCCACGCAGGCGGGUCCCACGCAGGCGGGUCCCACGCAGGCGGGUCCCACGCAGGCCCCCGGGAGGCUGAGCCCCGCAGCCCGGGCCCGCGUCCUCCUGCUCACCUACGCGCUGGCCGCGGUGGAGCUCACCUGCCUCUUCAUGCAGUUCUCCACCGUGCCGCUCUCGGGACCCUUCCAGGCUGUGUCCCCUUGGCCCGGUCCUGGGGACGCCCCCGCCCCUGUGUUUCAGUACCUAUCCCGGAGUCUGGGCCUGGACUCUGUGGGCUUCGGAUACCUACAGACCACCUUUGGGGUGCUGCAGCUGCUGGGGGGGCCCAUGUUCGGCAGGUUCGCAGACCAGCGGGGAGCACGUGCGGCCUUCACACUGUCCUUCCUGGCGGCCAGUACGCUCUACCUGCUCCUGGCGGCCGCCUGCAGCCCUGCCCUGCCCGGCCUGGCCCUGCUCUUCCUGUCCCGCCUGCCCGGUGGGCUCAUGCACACGCUGCCAGCCGCCCAGAUGGUCAUCACAGACCUGACGGCAGCAGAGCAGCGACAGGCGGCGCUGGGCAGACUGGGCCUGUGCUUUGGCGUGGGCAUGAUCCUGGGGUCCCUGCUGGGAGGCACCCUGAGCAGCUCUUGCGGGCUCCACUGCCCCGCCCUGGUGGCUCUCGUGGCAAGCCUCGUGGGCAUCCUGCUCAGUGUCACGGGCAUCCCAGCCAGCACCAAAGCCGCAGGUGGCUGCACACAGGCCGCCCCCCCAGGUGGGCCCAAGGCCGGCGUGUUUGACCUCAAGGCCAUCGUCCGUCUGUUUCUGCUGCCUGGCGUGCUGUCCAUCUUUCUGGUCAAGGUCGUCUCCGGCUUCCCCUCAGGGCUCUUCAUGGUCAUGUUUCCCAUCAUCUCCAUGGACUUCUUCCAGCUGGAGGCCGCCCAGGCCGGCUACCUCAUGUCCUUCUUUGGGGUGCUUCAGAUGCUGAUCCAGGGCCUUGUCCUUGGCCGGCUGAGCAGACACUUCUCGGAGGGGACGCUGCUCCGGGCCAGUGUGCUGGUCUUCUGCGGGGUGGGCCUGGGCAUGGCUCUGAUGGCCAACACCCUUCACCUGUGCCUACUGGCGCCCGGCUUGGUGUUUGGCCUCUGUGUCCUCAACGUGGUGACCGACAGCAUGCUGACCAAGGCUGUGGCUGCCACAGACACUGGAACGAUGCUGGGGCUCUGUGCCUCGGUGCAGCCUCUGACCCGCACCCUGGGGCCCGCGCUGGGCGGCCUCCUGUACCGCAACCUGGGCGUCGCCGUGUUCGGCCACGUGCAGCUGGCAGUCAACUUCCUGGUCCUCCUUUUCCUCCGGAGGCUGCCGGGGCCCCAGGAGGGGAUCAAGGUGCAGUGACAGGCCACAGCCCAGGCCCUGGCGCCGCCUGCAGCCGGAUCUGUGCGGUGCCCCGGGCGGGGGCCACCCUGGUCCAUCCUCCCGGCCCGACCUGAACCCUGACUGAAGACACGUCCGUCCUGCUUCCGGCCGGCAGUGCCCAGCGACCCAGGAGAGAGCGAGGCAGGGCAGCGAGGGCUCCCGGGAGGUUCCUGGAAUGAGCGGUCAAGGGGGCCGGGAGGAUGAGCACACGCGUCACCGUGCACGAGGACCCGGGUUCGAGCCCCCGCUGCCCACCUGCAGGGGGCACGAUUCACAGGCGGUGGAGCAGGGCUGCAGGCGCCUCUGUCUCCUCUCAGGUUCUCUCUGUCCUAGCAAAUGAAACAAUAAAAAAGGAAAGGAAAGAAAAAGAAAU